AUGUUUGCGAACUUAGAAAACAUAGAUAUUUGUUGCGAAUUGCCUGUAGAAACACCAGUUCGGCCACUUAUUAACAUACAAGAGCUAGAUAUUGUGUUCCUUGAUGGCCCCAAGACAGUUAACGCCAAUUGUGAAAUGGAAUCUAAUUUGUUUUUUGGUGCGGAAGACAUGAAUGCAAUAAUAUUAAAUUCUCAGCCCGUUUUAACUGUCAAUGAGAAUGAACAAGAACAAAGUGAAGAAAAUAGGAAUGAUCAAGAUCAAAGUGAAGAAAAUAAGAAUGAACAAGAACAAAGUGAAGAAAAUAAGAAUGAACAAGAUCAAAGAGAUAAACCUGCUAUGAGCUGUACUCAUACUUACAGUACAACCGACGCUUCAUCAAGCACAUGUAUUACUUCAGAUAAUGAGAAAGAAUCCAGUGAAAAUGAACCAAACAAAAGCAUGUCAGUGACAGAUUUAUCUUUUUCUAGUGAGUCUGGAGAAGAAAGCACAAAUAAAAAGAAGAAAAAGAGGACUGACGACAUGUUAAAAGAGAAAAGUGAGGAAUUUAUGGAAAUUAAAAUCAAAUAUCUCAAGGAGAAGCAGGAAGAGAAUCAUAAGAAAAAUUUGAGAAGAAAAUAG
Molecule: messenger RNA, 618 nt
Organism: Anoplophora glabripennis (Asian longhorned beetle)
Lineage: Eukaryota; Metazoa; Arthropoda; Insecta; Coleoptera; Cerambycidae
Product: glutamic acid-rich protein-like
Exons: 2
Coding region: 1-618 (205 amino acids)
Source: RefSeq, a predicted model, not a curated record